AUGGCGGCCAAUUUAACUGUGUUGUAUUCCGUGCUCCUGAACUGUUCUUCAUUGACUGCGUUCUUCCCUCCGGAUUUUCGACCCAAUGCGUUGGAGGUUCGGCAUUACGAAAAAGAAGAACUAAGGGUUCGAGAGCACAGCUAUACGUUGAGUUCGAAUGGCUCGGCUGUGGAGUAGGUUUUGUUCGCCGUAAAGACGAAUGUGUGCGUUGUGCGUUGCCGCGCGGCGCAGCGACAUCGCGCUCACUAUUUUCCCGGACUUUUGAAGAUUUUUUCUCUCUUUUUAGAAAUCAACUGUACGAGAUCAACGGUGGCCAGUUCACUGGCAAUGUCACAUCGAAUAUCUGGACGUAUCCGAACGGAUCAAUUUUUGUGACAUGCUUCGGAUGGACUAAAUAUCCCCAUAUUGAGUUGAUGUCGCUUUUGCAGGCACAUGACAACCUUCUUACGCCAUUAUGUAAGCACUGUGACCUUUCGUCCAUUCUCUCGUUCUAGGUUCCUCUGGGCCAGCCUUCGAAGAAGCAUAUUAUUUUGGCUCUUAUAUGUGGCUAUACCGCACCAGCCGCGCGAAUCCUGGAGUCGAGGUAGCGCGCACAUGUGAGGAUAAAGAGGAUAAUGUCGUCCUACCGAACGGAUACAAAGACCUUACCUUCCGCUCGGACAUUAACUACGUCUUUUUUGAAGAUAAUGGCAAAUGCAGACAAGCCAAGAACACGGCGGAAUCAGUCGUCAAAAAUGAGACGACCGAUGUUACUCUGAAAUUUGAGGAUUGCAGUGUGCUUCCAUUUGAGGUUUAUGAGAGAGAAGGCAAGCAGGAAACCGUCUACUUUUCGUUGGUAAGGCACUUAUUGCUGCGAGGCCUCAUUUUCGCGUCCCGACUAUUCGGGCCGACGACAGUUCGGGUCAACAAAAAAUCGAUACGGCGUACGGCAGGUGAAUACACCAAAAAAGGUUGUCGGAAGUGCCUACGAGGAAUAAAAAAAACCGUUGGAUGGUCGACGGGCUCUCGGCCAAGGCUCGGUGGAGACUUGUUUGGAGGUUUUUUACAUGCCCUCACAUCAAUACUAUCUACAGGGUCUUUCAAGAAACGUGAAGGAAAGUCGGAGGCUAUAAACUCCGGUGGGGGUGGCGCAGAGACUUCGUCUUUGGAAUAUGUAUUUUUAAGCGACAUUAAUUUUUGUCUAUGAAAUAACAAUGUUUUAAAGUGCAAACUGAGGUUGCUACGACCUUCUGAAGUGGGGGCAUUUCUACCCCGAAAACCAAUGUUUUUCGAUUGAAAAUGAUUGAGAAACUUCGAAUUUUUUCGGUCGAAAAUCACCAAGAAAUGGCGGAUUUUUUCCGGGGUUUCGAUAGAGUUGACGUUGAAAAAAGGGAAUGAUCUUGUCAACACGUCAAAAAUUAAAGAAAAAUUCGGCUACCAAUAAAAUAGUGGGCAGAUUGCAAGUCUUCGCCAAGUCUCCGGCGAGCCAUCGCCAAGCGUCCGCCGACCAUCCGGUUUUGCCAGGCCUCAUAGGCACUUCCUACAACCUUUUUUGACGUAUUCACCUACCCUGCGCCCCGUAUCGAUCGAUUUUGUGCUGUUCCGAACUGUCGUCAACUCGAAAAGUCGGGAUGCAUUUCCUUCUCUGAUCGUUCUCCGAAGUUUGUGCUCUAUCUCUCCGAAUGCCUCGACGUUCUUUCCAAAUCUGAGCCUAUUUCUUGUCAUUGAGGACUUCUCAGCUACAAACAGUUUUUUCCAGAAACACCUCCUUCGUACUUCUCAAUGUUCAUUGGACAAUCAAGAACUUGACCCAGACAAUAUUCACAUCAAAUUUGUCCACAAUGGAGCUCCCUAUACAACGACCACAACUACAGUUACGAGUGCAACAUCUCCAUCAAAACCGCAAACAACAGCCGCAUCUACAGUGGCGGUCAAAAAAAACGGCCACCCCAAGAUGAUGCGCUCUAACGCAGAAGAGAGUGGUCGUGAAAAGAUAAAUAUGGUAUCAUUGUAA
Bursaphelenchus xylophilus (pine wood nematode) is the source of this 1993-nucleotide messenger RNA. The record is from the annotation of a GenBank genome assembly. Lineage: Eukaryota; Metazoa; Nematoda; Chromadorea; Rhabditida; Aphelenchoididae.